This is a messenger RNA of Linum trigynum, 4746 nucleotides long. The record is from the annotation of a GenBank genome assembly. NCBI's taxonomy places the organism in Eukaryota, Viridiplantae, Streptophyta, Magnoliopsida, Malpighiales, Linaceae.
UUAUUUCGAGAACACCCUUUCCUUUGUCUACUUUAUGCUAGGUUAUGUUGUUUUGCCAUAUUUUAGAUUCUAGAACGUGGAGAAGGUUUAGGACUUAGGAGCGAGUUUGAGACAUUUGGAGGCCAAAAUAAGACCAAGGAAUACUAAGCCAUAAUUCACGGUUUGUGACUCCAAAACUCACAGUCGUGAGACUUGCCAAAAAUGACGUGAGAAAAUCACAAGAGCUCAAAAUGAAAGUCACGAUUUGCUCACUCAAUGUCACGACUGCGACUUUCCUCAAUUUACGACCGUGAAUCUCGAGAGACGGCUAAAAUGAACGGGGCAUUUUAAGAAGUCACGACCUGAAAAAUGAAAGUCAUUGUCGUGUCGUUCGAUCGUGAAAAUGCCAUCGUUGGGUAGAAAUAGGAGGCUGCAAAUUUUCCAAAGGGAGUUCCAGUUUUUCAGACUAUAACUGAAAGAGGGAGACGUUAAAGAGAGUGCGCGACUUGGUAAAGUUCUUGGAGCUAUUUUGGCGAUUCUUCACCAUUGGAACUUGAGAAUCAAGUUUUGGAGCAGAAAUAGACGAUACGAGUUCCAUCACCACAAUGACAUUUUCAUAUUCUCAUAUGUUUUCCCCUUAUAUCUCUUUCUCACUUGAGGAUAAUGAACCUAGUCUUGAAUAUUGACCUGGUGAUUAUUUGGUACUCUAGUGAAUUUGAACUCAUAGUUUAUAUCAUAUUGAUGCAUUAUUCAGUGAAUAUUUGAGCCUCGAUCACGUUCUUAAGAUUUACGCUUUAACUUAUGAGAGAUGAAAUUUGAAUAGGUUUGUUAGAGCAACAUCAAUUGGAAGUUGGAAAUCGAUUACACAAGAGUGAAUUGAUUCAUUGCUUUGUAUCAUAUUUUGAUCCUAUAGAGGGAAUAUAGAGUGCAUUGCAUUUGUAGAUUGUCUUAACUGCACUCUAGAUUCCCUUAGCUGAGAAUAAAAUCACUCUAUCACUCUGUUCAAUGGAGUAUUGAUUACUUAAAUCGAGAUUCAAGACUCAAUAAGGAUUAUCCGCAAUAUAAACACGGAGUGAAAUGAACUGGGAAGCCAGUAAUCAAUGAUCUGACAAGAGACUAGGGGGGAUUCAAUAAAUUAUUUUCCAACCGAAUUGUGAUCAAUUUACUUAUUGCAUAGUUAAUUAAGAAUCAUUUACUGCUUUCAUCCUAAAUUUGAUUUGCUAAAUAAUAGACUUAGUCCGAGUAUUAAUACUCUACAGAACCAAGGGGUCGUUUGGAAGUUGCGAUUGUUAAAUAUAUGUAUUGUUGAGAAUGCAUGUAUAAUAUUAUACAUGUAUUGUCGAAUUUGAUGCAUUGUAGAAUACAAUGUUUGGUAUGUGUGAUUGUGUAUGUCGCAUCAGCUAAAAGUUGAGACAAAACAAUCUCAACUCAACUAUCUCAACAAUCACAACUAAAAGUUGAGAUAUAACAAUCACUCAAAAUGAGUGAUAGUUUCUGUCACAUCACAGAAACAAUCCACGUAUUGUUUCUGCUAAAAAACAAAAAAAGAUGCAUUGUAAACAAUACAUGCAUAAUGACAAUCUCAACAAAACUAUCGCAACUUUCAAACGACCCAAAGUGUCCAGUAUUAAAUUGUGUGUCACUAUAUUGCAGUAGAGUAUUUAUCCCUCUAUCUCCAACCUAAAACGAGCAGAAACAUGGUUACACAAUCCGACGAGAAGAAAGCUGUUUGAUUGCUCUGAGUCUGACUCCUGCCACAUGGACGCAUGAGAACCGUAAACCUUUCAUCCAAGAACUCUCCGAUUCCUGACUCAAUUUACCAAAAACACCCUUUCUAAUUGCAGCGUUGUCGCGCCCUGAUUGGUCGACAUACCCAAUCUCUCAACAACAGUCUUAAUGGGUCUACCUAACCUGAAACCGCCCCGUCGCCCCUAGACGUAAUCGUACCAGAAAAGCAUAGCUGGAAAUGAAACGACAUCAAAUACCAUCUUUAAAUGUCGUACCAUCUUCAAUUAAUUAAUUUUUAAUCAUUGAUUACAUUCUCACCGCCACUCAGAUUUCGAUCGUCGCCGCCUUCUUGGGCUAUUGAUGAUAGAGUGAUAGCUAAGCAGAGAGCUCUCUCGAAGCAAAUCCGGUUUCCACUUUUCAAGCUCUCUGCUCUUCCCGUGGGAAAACGAAAAACAUUUCCACUAUCGGCCGCCGUUCCACACGGUUUAGGCGACCGACCUUCUCGAAGCUUCGUGUUCGUCGUCGUCGUCGUCGCCGCUUCCGGUUCCCUCUCUGUUGAUCGCAAUCUCCGAGCUCGUUCGUCGAAACGGUAAUCAUUUUUGGAAGUACGUUCUUCCUCCUGUUUUGAUCCAAGUGAAUUUUGUUCGUUGCUCCGUCUCCUGAUCGGGGGAGCGAGCUGUGGUACGGAACUGUUUGAUCAUCGGUUUUCAGUUUAGGCUUUGGUAUUGUUCGGUUUCAGAGAAAUCGACUGCGAGAAUAUUAUUAGCGCUGUGGUCUAUAUUCUUGCUACGCGUAUCGAUUAUGUUGCUCGAUGGCGAUGGACUUCAAUUUUUAUGCUCUACUCUCUGGUUUUCGUUUUACCGUCUUCUUCUCACUUGAUCCUUCUUCCCGGUCUCUGAUCGGCGAGCGAGCUGUGGUACCGGCACUCUUUGAUCCUCGGUUUUCAGUCUAGGCUUUGGUUUUGUUCGGUUUCAGAGAAAUCGACUGCGAUAUAUUAUUAGUGCUUGUGGCUAUCUUCUUGCUGCGCGUAUCGAUUCUGUUUCUCGAUGGCGAUGGACUUCAAUUUUUAGGCUCUACUCUCUGGUUUUCGGUUUACUGUAUUCUUCGCACUCCCGGCUUCUUGCUAUAUCUAGCCUCGGUGUGUUCAGUGAAUAUUUGGUACUUUUUAUUGGUUUCUUCCUUUCAUAGUUACUUCACAUGAAUUGGCAGUUCAGGAGCCUUGAAUCUGGAUGUGGUGAGGCUGACAUGUGGCAUGGCAGGACGUCAACUUGAGGCAUACUCUAUGUACAAGCGAAUGCCUUCAAGAGACCACGAAGAUAUGACCGAGGUAGAAGAUAAUGAAGCUCUUUUACAGGGCAAUUUGGAAGUGGAAAAUACUAAUCCUUCCUGGAAACGGUCACUUCCAUAUGUAUUGGUUGCAACAAUACCCUCCCUCUUAUUUGGUUACCAUCUUGGAGUUGUUAAUGAGCCACUUGAAAGCAUAUCAUUGGAUCUUGGGUUUGAUGGGAACGCCUUGGCAGAAGGACUGGUGGUUAGUAUAUCCCUGGCUGGAUCCUUGCUUGGGUCGUUGUUCAGUGGUUCAAUUGUCGACAGUAUUGGGCGCCGCAAGGCUUUUCAGUUAGCUGCUUUGCCAAUGAUUCUUGGUCCUGCGGUUAGUGCAUCAACCAAAACUCUUGCCGGUAUGCUCAUAGGACGGUUCUUGGUGGGUAUUGGUAUGGGUCUUGGCCCAACUGUGGCUUCUCUCUAUGUGGCAGAGAUUUCUCCUGCCUUUGUGAGGGGUACCUAUGGAAGCUUCAUUCAGAUUGCAACAUGUGUUGGGUUUUUGGCAUCUCUAUUUGUCGGACUCCCUGUUAAAGAUAUAAAAGGCUGGUGGCGCACUUGUUUUUUGGUUUCUACAAUUCCUGCUGGAAUACUUGCUCUUGCCAUUCAAUUAUGUGUCGAGAGCCCUCACUGGCUGUUCAAGCAAGGAAGAACCAUUGAAGCUGAAGCAGAAUUUGAAAAGCUUUUAGGUGUGGCACAUGUGCAAAGUGCAAUGCAAGAAUUGUACAAAGUAGACAGAGGAGAUGACACUGAUGCGGUGAAGCUCUCAGAAUUGCUUUCGGGUCGUCAUUUUAGAGUUGUUUUUAUUGGAUCAUCCCUAUUUGCUUUCCAACAGCUAUCUGGUAUAAACACCGUAUUUAAUUUCUCGUCAACCGUAUUCAAAAGUGCGGGAGUGCCUUCAGAACUGGCAAAUGUCUUUGUCGGAAUUGCAAAUUUGUUAGGUUCUCUGAUUGCAAUGGUUCUGAUGGAUAAACAAGGAAGGAGGUCACUCCUCAUUUGGAGCUUCUUUGGACUCGCUGUGUCCAUGGGGCUGCAAGGUUUUGCAGCAAACUCCUACUUAGCUGAAACUUUUGCUUCGUACCUCUCUGUUGGAGCCAUGUUAAUGUGUGUCUUGACUUUCUCUUUAGGAGCUGGCCCAGUCCCUGGUCUUCUACUCCCAGAAAUUUUCCCGAGUCGAAUCAGGGCAAAAGCUGUGGCGAUCUGUAUGUCAGUCGGCUGGGUGAUCAAUUUCUUCGUGGGGUUGAUGUUCUUGUGGUUGCUUCAGCGACUCGGGAGACAGCUCCUGUACACCUGCUUUGCAGCCUUUUGCUUGAUGGCAGUGGCUUUCGUGAGAAGAAACGUCAUGGAAACUAAAGGGAAGUCGCUCCAGGAAAUCGAGAUAGCUCUUCUGUCGCCUGAAUUCUGAGAAGAAGGCCUCUUCUUGCCUUCUCCUGGAUACAGCCAUCAGCCGGUGUCAUCUUCUCUGUUUUAAUUUUCUUUUUUCAGCCCUAUCAAUUGAGCUGAUGAGAAAGCUACUGUUUUCUAGCCUGCCACUCUAAUCGGUACCACUGAUUCCAGCAAUAUCAUAAUGUGUGUAUAGGCCCUACUAGCAGCCGUCAAGCUGUAUAAUUAUGUGCUAUAAACCUUAGUAAACAUCGUAGUGAACAAUAUUCAUGCUUGAUCCUAUGAAAGUCAGGCUCGAUCUAUUGCACUUUGUCGAAAGAAAACAUGAUCAGUUAG